CAGGCACGAACCAGACACAGUACCGUCAAAUUUCUUGCUAACAAUAUCCAUGGGGGACGAAACGCCCCUCUACCAUCUCGUUCAAUCCUCCUUGUGGACAGCGGCUGUAGAGGCCGACACGGAAUAUUUCCCUCCGACAUACCAGCAGGACGGCUUCACCCACGCCACGGCCGACCCCGCCUCCCUCCUUCCCAUCGCCAACCACUUCUACACCUCCAUCCCUGAGCCUUUCCUCCUCCUCGUCCUCCUCCCCUCCCUCCUCUCAGCCCCGGUCAAGUGGGAGGCAGCUGCCCCUAGGCGUUGA
Molecule: messenger RNA, 304 nt
Organism: Nannochloropsis gaditana CCMP526
Exons: 3
Coding region: 50-304 (84 amino acids)
Source: RefSeq, a predicted model, not a curated record